This is a messenger RNA of Cotesia glomerata, 916 nucleotides long. Its product is annotated as oligosaccharyltransferase complex subunit OSTC. The coding region runs from base 80 to 523 and encodes 147 amino acids. Lineage: Eukaryota; Metazoa; Arthropoda; Insecta; Hymenoptera; Braconidae. The transcript is spliced from 4 exons. Gene Ontology annotation, cellular component: oligosaccharyltransferase complex. The record is from RefSeq and is a predicted model, not a curated record.
AGGUAGUACUGGUAGUAGUGAUUGUAAAUGACAGUGUUGAGUGUGCUGAAAGGAUAAUAUAAAAAACUAGGUGUUAACAAUGGAUUUAGUAUACAGAGUACCAUUUUUGGUUCUUGAAGUGCCAAAUUUAAAAUUAAAAAAACCCUCAUGGUUUGUUAAACCUAGUGCAAUGGUUGUUUUUUCAAUCAUUCUUUUAUCUUAUUUUAUGGUCACUGGAGGUAUUAUUUAUGAUGUAAUUGUGGAACCACCUAGUGUUGGAUCAACGACUGAUGAACAUGGUCAUACAAGGCCUGUAGCAUUCAUGCCAUAUCGCGUCAACGGUCAAUAUAUUAUGGAAGGUUUAGCCUCGAGUUUUUUGUUUACUCUUGGAGGACUUGGUUUCAUAAUACUUGAUCAGACACACUCACCUUCAACUCCAAAAUUGAAUAGAAUUCUUCUGAUGAGUGUUGGUUUUAUUUGCAUCAUUGUAUCUUUUAUCACUUGUUGGAUUUUUAUGCGUAUGAAGCUUCCUGGAUACUUCUAGUGGUAAAUCCCAAGACCGUGGAUUGUCUUGAAGCAUUCUACAAUCGAUCAUACUUCCAUUGGUAAGCUUUUAUAAUUAUUCAUUGAAAUGAAUGAUUAAAAAACAGUGACUAUGAAAAAUAAAGGAAAUUUUUUUUCUUAGUUAUCCAUUACAUAUUUUUUUUGUCUAAAACUUACACUCUAUUGAAAUAAAUUAUAAGAUAUUUGAUUUUUAUACUGAAAAAAUUUCUUGCUCUACGAUUAAUUAAUUUGUAUAUAAAUAUCUAUAUAUAUUAUUACCAAUAUCACGAAUGGUUAUUGAAUGUGUUAUAAUGUAGUAGUAAGAUUAAGGGUAUGUAAAUAUUGUUUGAGUCGAAUAGUUUUAAAAAGAAUAUAGGGUUUUGUGAAGUACCUA